GAGUCACAACAAAUCUCCGGCGUAACGUUCGACACGUUUAUUCGCGGAGUGCACGGGUGUACUGUUGGAUGCGUUGUGAACAUGAAGAGUGGACUAUGUGCACGUAUAUAAAUAAUACGUGUAUAUGCACAAAUAUAUACUUGAAAAUGUGUACACUGACAUAAAAGUGAACAUUAUAGAGAAUGUGAAGUAUGUGGAUACAGGAGACUAUGUAAAGUGAAACGUGUCAUGCGUGCUGUGUAAGUAGAGGUGGUGGUUUACCAGAUCGAUAUGUCAUCAACGAUGCUGAGGAUGCAGUGUGCUGGGAAAGAGAAAAAAUGGAAAACUACAGUGGACUUGAGAAAAAGAUUAAAAGCAUGGGCAACGUUUAACGAGUUUGUGCUAAAACUUGAUCUAACUUCUUUGACAGAGUGGGCUUUUGAGCCAUGGAAUAACGGAUGAUAGAGAUUCAUAAAUUUUGGAGAUAUAUCAACAAAUAUUAUUUUCAAUUUUUUUCCUUCAAGAUUGAAACAAACUUGUUCGGACAAAAACUGACGUUUCAAAUUUCUUUUCGACUUUUUUAAAAAAAAGUGCCAGUAAUUAUUAAUUGCUCUUUUUAAAGUUAUGAUCGUUUUAUCAAUGCAGAAAGUAGUCAACGGUUAUAUUUCGUAAUUGGAAGACUUUCGUUAUUUUGUGAAAGCGUCAAAAGGAAUGAUCAUUUUUAUUCCGUUGCGCGGUUACACUUGUGCUCCGAUCCGUAUAUUUUUAUGUAAUUAACAAGUUCUCGGUGUACAACAACCGGACUUGAAUUCUCCUCAUUACCUUCGCCGUAACCCUGCGACAAGUUUACCCAAGAUUAUGACACAGUAGUUGGUGCAAAAAUCUUCCAAGUUUCAAGUCGUGAUAGAUUACAAUCAUAAUUUCGAAAGCUGCAAUUUACGUUGCAUGCGUCAAUAUAGUUUCGGAUACUGACAAUCUUCCAACUAAACGUUAUUUUCAACGAGUUAAAAAUGAUUGCUGCAGUAAAUCAUUUGAAAGAUUUACAUAAUUGCUUGUUCGAUAUUAUAGUUAUUAAUAAAUUUGUAUAGAGGUUCAAUGAAACACGAAUACAAAUACGAAAUGUCCAUUUAAUAUUAGCAUAUCUAAGUGGAUCCGAAAUUCGUACCAUCAACUCUGUAUAACGUACUAACGCGUUCGAGUCAACUUACAAAGUGAUGUAAUCGCGUAAUGAAAACCCUCAGGAUACAGAGUGACGUGUGAAAUUUGUAGUGCAAAAAUGUUGUUUUCCCUGCGGAUGAUAUUUAACAAAUUAUGAGAUACAUGCUGGACGAAAUGCCGCGAUUAUUAAUAAUUAUUGAGAGGAACGAGGAGUGAAAAAGGUGCUGUAGGAUUUCGGCCGGGGGGGGUCUUAUUAUGGGGCGCAACGAGGUCGGAGCCGAACGUUGGGAGCGAUCGGUGAGGGGCAAGAAUUGGGUUCCCUCUCAGAUCAGUGACUAAGUUAUACCAGAGGUGAAUCGUGAGGUAGUGCGAGCACGUCGACCAAAUAGGCGUUUCGUUCUUAACGCUCAGAGCGAGAAAGCCUCUUGGCUUUUUGUAUCGAUUUCGUGACAAUAUCCGCUCGGGCGUUUUAUGAAACUGGAGCUCCUAUAAAGGCACUAACUGUUCGGACCGAGAGAUUACUAUUUUUUUUCUGCCGGUUCGUUCGAAGUUUUCGUGCGCGCUCGGGCCAAUCAGGAGCCUCGUGAGACCGUAACAUUUGUGGUCACAAAACCCCGAGCCAUUCACGACCGUAUACGUGCCAUUUGAUAAAGAGAUUGCGGGGGCGCAACAAGCGCCAGGACAUUGAUCACGACGACGAAUUAAAAAUUAAAAAAUUUAACAAAGCUCCGGAAAUAUCCGAGACUCAGAAAGUUUUAUAGUGCACUCCCCAGUAGAAUAGUUAAAAAAACACGAUACAAAGCACUAAAAAUGACUUCGGAGACUUUGAGCUCCAGGUUCGCGACGACGAUAACGAUUCUUCUGCUGAUAGCCGGUGUGUCACGUUGCGAGUCUUUUUAUGGUCGUACUACAGAUCAAAAUCCAUCAGAACGAGUGAUCGACGCGCAAACAAAUAAUGUUACACCAAUGCACAAAGUUUUGCUCACGCAACGAGGAUAUAUUCAGUUUCUCCGAUGGGAAUUACCGGUACCGGAAAUCGAAGAAUUUACUUUCUGCGUCUGGGUCAAGUCUACAAACCUGACCUACCCGCAUUCCAUCUUCUCCUACUCGAAAGACGAAAAGAACAGACUCGUACGCGCUUGGAUAUCUGCACAAGGACAAAGCGUUCAUCUUGAAAUAGACAAUGUCGAGAUUUUUUUUUAUCCAACGUUUAUCGAAGAACAUCGCUGGUAUCACAUUUGUGAAAGCUGGACCAACGUUAACGGACGCUUCGCUCUGUGGAUCGAUGGGCAUAAAGCGAUGGAUGGAUAUUCGCCGGAGAUAUCAGGUCAUGUGAUACCGAGCAAAGGGGACAUAGUGCUCGGUCAAGAGUACACAGACUUCGACAAGGGCUUGGAAGAAGGUGUCGAGGGUGCAGUGCUGGGUUUCAACCUGAUCUUGUCGUCGGCCUUCGAGUCACCAAGGUUAUUUUUCGAAAGGAACAAACUCGAGGACGUUGGGCUUCAAAGUGAAACCGAUACGAUCGAUUAUGAAGCCGGAUCGUCGGAGCCGACACAUGAAUCACAGUACCCUCAAGUGGCGUCCGAACAUCCGGUAUUUUCUAGAAUAAUGUUCCCUCAAUUUGGGAGUUCAGAGGUCCGGUCAACCGCUUUUACGGCCACCAAAAGAACACCGAGAGUCCUUUCAGCUCGAAGCGUCGACGGUGAAAAUUCGCGUAGGAAACGAAAAUCAAUCAACUUUCGUGAUUGGGAAAACGUUAAUACUUUCGAAACGGUAUUAAAAACAAAGCCGUUGGGUCAACAACUUGUGGAUAUGAGUUUUAAGCACUGCGAGCAGGGGCGUGGGAGUCCACAUAUCGGAGGAAAGCUGAUGCUCAUUUCAUGGACGAGAACACCGGUCAAAGUUUUCGGUGGUGCCAUUGUAAAAAAUGCCCAAAAUCAUUGUGGUAAUUUUUAAAAAAAGAAAAUAAACGUGCGAAAAUCCUAUCAAAAGAUCUCGAGAGCCUUCCGCAGGGGCAAUAGCAGCACGAAUAUUUAGUUUUCAACGUCUCACAAUUUCACCCAUCGACAGCUGAUUGUAUGAUGAAUGAUGACAAAAGCUUCUGCUCACUCAUUGGUCAAUCAUCCCGCGGAUCACAAAUGACAUCGAUUCGCUUAAGCCCGGUGAAUGAGGAUUGAAUGUUGAGAUUUUGCCAUGCUAGUUUAAGAAGCUCACAAAAAUAUCAUGCACCGUAAUAGUAAAAAACGUAAGAUAUUUGUACCGAUUUUGUAAAAUAGCCAUAUUUGCCUCAUAAGUUUAUGAUUUCAUGAAAAAAUACUCAUGUCGUCACAGUUCAAAUCGAUCCUAUUAUUAGAUGUUUCGUAUGUGCUCAUUUGUAUCAAUCCUUUCGGGCCAUAUGUUGCUUCUUCGCAACACGCGCUUCGAGGCCCCAUAAAACUAUAUCGGUUAUACGAAGGUCGGAGUUCUAACUGCCUAGUUCCAUCAUGUAAGGUUAAAUUGUACCAUAGAUACUCCUAAAUCAAGAGAUAAAGUGCUUUAACCCAUCGAAAUAUUAAUAUAAUAUCAAUUAAUAAAUUGUAAAAAUACAACCCUGUAUUACGAGACGAAAUAUUGUAUAUGUACUUGAAUCAUGUGCGUAGAAGCACAAGUAAAUUUUCAUAAUUAAUGCGUAAGUUAAUUCGGGUGACCUCAGGACUUGACGUAAAUUUUUUGAUUGAGUUGUACACGACGUUUUCCAAGGUUGUAAUUUGGGGAGGCUGACCCGCUUCGAUUGGCAAUUCGAAGAAGUACAACAUAAACCCAUAUAAUUUAUGAAUUCAUGUACAAAGUUCAUGUGUAUAUACACCGAUGAUUUAUCGUGCGAUUAAUGAAAAAAAAAGUAAUUGUAUAAAUACAUUUGUAUUUCUGUAAAAACA
Molecule: messenger RNA, 4052 nt
Organism: Venturia canescens
Lineage: Eukaryota; Metazoa; Arthropoda; Insecta; Hymenoptera; Ichneumonidae
Exons: 4
Coding region: 1948-3093 (381 amino acids)
Source: RefSeq, a predicted model, not a curated record